This is a messenger RNA of Saccharomyces kudriavzevii IFO 1802, 2118 nucleotides long. RefSeq names its product Sec39p (gene SEC39). Bases 1 to 2118 code for a protein of 705 amino acids. NCBI's taxonomy places the organism in Eukaryota, Fungi, Ascomycota, Saccharomycetes, Saccharomycetales, Saccharomycetaceae. The record is from RefSeq and is a predicted model, not a curated record. Gene Ontology annotation, biological process: retrograde vesicle-mediated transport, Golgi to endoplasmic reticulum. The transcript has a single exon.
AUGUUGGAAGAGCAACUAUAUUUGUUGGCUUGCGUUUUUGCAUCUAGAGCCGAUACUGAUAAUAUCAAAAAGUUGGUUACCAGACUGGGUUCAAAAUCGGAUUACUUGAAAGUUAUUUGCGUUUUAUGGCCAGAACUAGACGACCCAGAGAAACUUUCGUUUCUAUAUAAGGGAGGAGAAGAAACGCCAAGUGCAAAAGAGAAGGAAAUCACCAGCGAGGAUGUUGUGAUAGGACUGUUGGAAAGUGACAGUGGUUUGAUUCCACUGAUUGAGAUUGAUAACGCUACGAGAUCCAGUAGAUAUCAGGAGUUACGAGAAUUCAUAAAUAGCAAAGUUGAUAAUAAACCACUGGAAAACUUUGAAGAUUGGUUAAGGGAAAGAAUCUUAAUCUGUAAUGAAAUGCUACCUGAAGCGCCGUUAUUUUAUUCUCAAUUGUGGGAAACUGCUGGACCAGGAGUGCUAUCUACAAAAUUUAUCAGAUGGGUAGACGGAGUGAUUAAACCAUUGGACCACCUGAAUAAACGACUGCAUGUUGUAUUCAAAAUCAACGAAUGGAAGGAAAUGCCUGAUAAGAAAUUAUUCAACAUAAUAGUUGAUGGUGCUGAGGGUAGUAAUAUGACGGAAAUCAUUGAGUAUGAGCUGAUUCCUACUUUAUCCUAUGCGAAUAAAUGGGAAACAUUUAUUGGUGGAGUUUUCAAUGAACAACAAUUCUCGUUGAGAUCCGAUAGCAAUUAUCAUUGGUUUUUAAAGAUGUAUCACAGCCUCGAAGAACAACUGAAAGGUGACAGUGAGACAUUAAGGAACUUACAAAGAAAGGUGGUCUAUAUAUUAUUCAAUAACAGUGAAAACCUGUUCAAUUUAUCCGGCCUACUUCCUAAGCUUAAUGAGUUACGGACUAUCUUGAGCGAAUUGCCCGAUGACAUUAGCAUAGAAGAACAGAAUAAUGUCACUGUUUUAGAGAUGAAACAGUUUAUGGAAUUUUUCACCAAAUGUUCGACCAAAUUUUCAUUCAAGGAAAUAUUUGCCAUAACGGAGGAAGAAGAAUCGGCUCAAUUAGCACAUUUUACAUCUUUAUGCCAUGAAGAGUUUAGUAAAAGCAAUGAAAUAUCUAUGUUUUUGCAAUCCCUGUAUGAAACGGUUUUGGAUACCAACAAGAAGGAUAAGAUUUUCACUAGGAUCAGUGCGAAUGAUAAAAUAUACUGCAUACUGGAAAUUCUCUUGCAAAUGAAUGAUUUCAGACACACUGAAAUGAUCAUCGAGAGGUUCGAUUACGAUGAUGAUGCGCAAAUGUAUGCGUUGCUGGUGAAGUUCUUCUGGCAUUUUUUCAACAAUGCCUCCAAUGGACUGCGUAGGGAACCAGAAAUGAAGAAAGCUUCACAAACGUUGCAAAUACUUCAAAAGCACAUGACGCAAGGGGUAGGUACUGAUCUCACCAGACUGGAAGUAUUACUUGACUUGGCAGACAAACUAUCGCAUUACUCCAUAAACUUAAGCAGGACGCAUACUGGCACAAGAGAUGCAGCUUUCAAACCAAGUAAUAUCCUAGAGUACAAAGACUGCCCCCUGGAUAUAAUUUCCAACUUGCUGGAACUGAACCCGCGGUUAUACAAGGAUCUGUCCAGCACAAGAGGCCUGUUAUCUGAGAUUUACAACGGUUUGUCCAUUAGUGAAGGGUGUCAAACGGGGAAGAUGGAGGUGGAUUUGAUGGUAUUACACAUUGAUCAUGCGCUCGUGAACCUGGACUUUGACAUGGCCUACGAAAUGGGUAAACGGGUGUUUGAAUUUUGCCAAGAGAUGGGGCCGCAGACGAUGAAGGCGCUGGGCGGUGAGCAUUGGCUGACAUUUUACCAAAUGGGGAAGUUUGUCAACCCGAACUGGGUGGAUAAUGAAAUCCCCACGGAGAUAAUCAACAUGCAGAUGAGCAUCUUGGGCCAGUUACUGCAGAUUUGUCCCCUUGAGGAAGUGGAGAUUGUUACGUCGCAGUGGAGCACUCUGGAGUUGGAGUUAAGCGCCCGGGACCUGGUGAGGGAUAAGUACGCAUUGGAUGGGCGCAACGGCACUAAGAGCAGCGUGGGCGGCAUUGCCAGAGAGAUUUUCCAUAACGUGACAAGUAUCUAA